Messenger RNA from Rhea pennata, 8299 nucleotides. RefSeq names its product interleukin 6 cytokine family signal transducer (gene IL6ST). Gene Ontology annotation, molecular function: interleukin-6 receptor activity; interleukin-6 binding. The transcript is spliced from 16 exons. The record is from RefSeq and is a predicted model, not a curated record. Gene Ontology annotation, cellular component: signaling receptor complex; membrane; external side of plasma membrane. Bases 93 to 2852 code for a protein of 919 amino acids. Gene Ontology annotation, biological process: cytokine-mediated signaling pathway. NCBI's taxonomy places the organism in Eukaryota, Metazoa, Chordata, Aves, Rheiformes, Rheidae.
GCGGCGCGAUGGCGCGGCGCGGCGCGGCCGUUAUUUAGGGGGCGCCGCGGGGCGCGGGGCGCCGUUAGGCGGCGGCAGGAAUUCUGUGCAGCAUGUUUUCCGGGUGGAACUUGGUGGCCCAUGGCUUAUAUCUGUUCUUGAAUAUUUGUUCUUUUGAAGUUUCAGGUGGACUUGUACAGUCAUGUGGCCACAUCAUCCCAGAAUCUCCAGUGUUGGCUCUUGGUUCCAAUUUCACAGCAUUAUGCAUUCUGAAUGAGAGUUGUCUAGACUUUGGCAAUAUAUAUGCUAAUCAAAUUAUCUGGAAAAUUAAAAAUAGACUGGUACCUAAAGAACAGUACCGUGAAAUAAACAGAACAGUUUCCAGUGUCACGUUUAAUGACACUUCUUUACUUGCUACUCCUCUGACAUGCAACAUUUUAGCAGAUGGACAGAUUGAGCAGAACAUUUAUGGAAUUACAGUUACAUUAGGCUUGCCUCCAGAGAAGCCCAAGAACUUAAGCUGCAUUGUGAUUCAGCUGUCAAAACUUACAUAUCCUAUGACUUGUACCUGGAACCCUGGAAGACAUACUUUCCUGGACACUCAGUUUAGGUUGAAAUACAGAUGGCCACAAGAGGAUUUUCCUGACUGCAUACCAAAAGAUGCAAAUAAUUCUUGUACCAUUACUGAUGUUCAGUUCUUUGUUAACCUGGAAGUCUGGGUAGAAGCUGCAAAUGCCCUUGGCAGGGCUGAAUCUGAUCGUCUUGUUUUUGAUCCUAUUGAGAUAGUGAAACCACUGUCUCCACAUAACUUAUCUGUCAACUCAGGAAUAUUGCCUACUGUUCUGAAACUGUCCUGGGAGAACCGGAUUUCAGCAGCUGUGAUGAAACUGAAAUUCAAUAUUCGCUAUAGGAUCAUCAGUGAAACAAAUUGGAUGCAGGUUCCUCCUGAAGAUACAGCCUCACCAAGAACUUCAUUCAGUGUUCAAGGUCUCAGGCCCUACACAGAAUAUGUCUUUUCAAUUCGUUGUAUGAAGGAAGAUGGAGAGGGCUAUUGGAGUGACUGGAGUGAAGAAAAGAAUGGGGUGACAACUGAAGAUAAACCAUCUAAAGGGCCACCUGUAUGGAGGAUCAUUGAUGCUUCUCACUCACCAGCUUUCUGGACUGUCCAUCUGAUGUGGAAGGCAUUGGAACCGUUUGAAACCAAUGGAAUAAUCUUGCGGUAUGAGGUGAUUGUCAGAGCUAAAUCACCUCUCUCUCGUCCACCAGAGAAAUACAACGUUAAUGCAACCAGCCUUACCUUAAAGCUGCCAAACGGAACUUACGAAGUGACUGUGAUUGCCCAUAACAAAGCUGGCGCAUCCCCUUCAUCAGUUCUACUUAUCCCAGCAAGAAACUCAAAAGCUUCUGUGAAGAAUAUUAGAACACUUCCUAAAGAUGGCAAGUUGUGGGUAAGGUGGACUGCUCCUAACAGUUACGUUCUCAAAUACGUGAUAGAAUGGUGUCUGGUGUCAAACAGCUCAGACUGUGUCAUAGAAUGGCAGAAUGAACCAGGGAAUGUUCAAGGAACAUAUUUAAAAGGUAAUAUAAAGCCAUUCAAGUGUUACUUGAUAACUGUGUACCCUCUAUAUGCUGAUGGUCAGGGAAGUGGACAGUCUGUAAAGGCUUACCUUCAGCAGGAUCGUCCUUCAAAAGGACCAACCGUUCAGACGAAAAAGGUGGGAAAAGCUGAAGCUGUUUUAACAUGGAACCAUCUCACAGUAGAUGAGCAAAAUGGGUUUAUCAGAGGUUACACAAUAUUUUAUAAAACUGUUGAUGGAAAUGAAACAGCUGUAACAGUGGAUCCUUCCAAGACAGAAUACACCCUUUCUUCCUUAGCCAGUGACACAUUGUAUACUGUGCGGAUGAUGGCAUACACAGACAAAGGAGGCAGGAGUGGUCCUGAUUUUACAUUUACUACACAAAAAUUUGGCAAAGGAGAGAUUGAAGCCAUAGUUGUACCUGUGUGCCUAGCAUUCCUGUUGAUUGUACUCCUUGGAGUUUUGUUUUGCUUUAACAAACGUGACUUAAUUAAAAAGCAUAUCUGGCCUAAUGUACCUGAUCCAUCCAAGAGUAAUAUUGCUCAGUGGUCCCCUCAAGUUCCAGCUAAGCAUAACUAUAGUUCCAAAGAUCAGAUGUACCCAGAAGGCAGUUUUACUGAUGUAAGCGUCGUAGAAAUAGAAGCUGAUGAAAAGAAGUCCUUUUCAGAACAAGAUUUAAAACCUUUUGACUUGCUUAAAAAGGAAAAAAGUACUUCAGAAGGGCACAGCAGUGGUAUUGGAGGAUCUUCAUGCAUGUCUUCUCCUAGGCAAAGUGUCUCAGACAGCGACGAAGGUGAAACUACACAAAACACUUCAAGCACUGUGCAGUAUUCUACUGUAGUACUUAAUGGCUACAGAGACCAAACACCUUCUGUACAAGUCUUUUCAAGAUCUGAAUCCACACAGCCACUGCUAGAUUCAGAAGAGAGAUCAGAAGAUCACGCCGGAGGGAAUGACAGUACAACACAGCGGCAUCAGUAUUUCAAACAAAAUUGUGGUCAGGAUGAAACCAACACAGACAGGCCACGCUUUGAAAGAGCAAAGCAGAUUACUCCUGCUAAUGAAGAUCUUGUUGGAUUUGCACAGCUGCAGAUCUUGGGUCAGAAUUCACAGCCUUUUGGCCUUGGGCUGGAAAAAAAUAUUGAGGAAGCUGCUCUGUCAGAUGUUAUACAGACAGGUACUGAGGGACUAACUGUGAGACCUGAAACAGUGGAAGAAAAUCCAACAUCAGCUGAUGAAAUACCAAAAAGUUACCUCCCACAGACUGUGAGACAAGGGGGUUAUAUGCCUCAGUGAGGGAAGAGACUGGCUCUACUAGGCCUUUAUUAGUGCCUGCUCACACUUUUUCUCCUGUGUUUCUGAUAAAUUAAGCUAAAUAUUUUUUAUCUGCAUUCAGAUAAAAAUGUUGACAUUAAGUGAAGAAUAAUUUGACAAAGUAUGUAAGGACUGUGUUUCUGUGGAAAAUUUACAGUCCAGACCUAUUGGAGACUUUAUGCACUACAUAAUCUUAUUUGUCUGAAUAGCUGAACAAGCCUUUUUGCUACCUUGCUUUUUUGUGUCUUGUAUCAGAUUCACACAUGAUUGAAAAUAAGUAAGUUUCAAUCACAUCAGCCAACAGACCUCCUAGAAGAAAUACUUUAAGAUUUGUGACAGUGUAAAAAGCCAGCCUUAUUUGGAGCAUCUUCGUGUAAAAAUAAGACUUGAGGUUUAGUAUUCUAAUGCAGGAAAAAAAUGUACAUUUUUCAGUAGCUUGAUUGACUUUCUGAAUUCUGAUUUGGCUCAGUGUCUUUUCCUGAAUUAUGCAAACUAAGCUUAUCCCCAUUUAAAAACUGAAUAGAAAAAGUGAUGGUGUGCAAACAGGAAAAAAAAACACUCUGAUUGCUUGACUCCGGAUGCUACUGUAGUAAUCAGUAUUCUGCUCACAUAAAGAUAUAUGUGCACAUAAACUGUAACUUAGCUUUAAAAUGUGCCUUGCAACUUGUUGCACAGCAGUUCAGUCUUCAUGUUUGUUUUCAUCUGGAUUUUUAACUUCUAAACUUUUUUUUAAGGAUUUGUACCCAAAUUACUGUCUAAUUAUAACACAUCUCUUUGGCCAUAUAAAUUGCCUUUAUUUAAUAAUUUUACCUUUGCUGUAUACAGCUUGAGGCAAAUAAUGAGCUAUAACUUUUUAAUGUUCUUCUAACAAUGCAUAGGAGAAAGGGAAUGUGAUCUCCUCCUUUCUUGGCUGCAAAGAUUAGUAUGCUCUAACUUCACUGCUGACACCCAAGGACAUUUUUGAAACUGAAAGUAGCAAAGCCAAAGCAUUGAUGACAUUGAUGCUGUGGGGAGGGGUACCCUACACUCUGAACUUCAAAGUUGGUGAGAACUGGCAAUGGGUAUUUCUUGUUGUUUUUUGGUCUCACUUCCCUCGUGUCAUACCAUUUGCAUCUUAUUCAAGAAAAUAUAUUUCUUAAAGAUAGUCUCUACCAGGGUUUGAGGAAACAGCUAGCUCUUUAAGAGGAAAAAAAAAAUUAAUACCUUCCCUGAUGAAGUUUUAUGGUACUCCUGCAGAUUAAGUUAAUUUAGUCUAGUCAGCUUUCUAAUCUGAUAUUGUAAAAUCUUAAUUCAAAACACUAUGUGCUGUGUUGUGAGAAUGCAGCAAGAAUUUUAUUUUUCCUUCAGCUGAAGAUCUAUGUAUUUAAGACUUCUGAAACUUUUUGUGCUGUGAGCUGUGGUGCUGCUAUUCUAAACAUACUUGUUGGAAGGCCCUGGAAAGAUAGGUGUCAGUAUAAUUUUAACUUCCUUUGUUCCUUUUUUUGCCAGCUUGCAGUGAAGGACUGAUGUAAAUAUAAACAUUCGUAUGUUUUCUGCCGUUGUUACAAAGAAGCUAGAUGCUAGAGUAAAUUUAUAGGAUUAUCCCUUGAAGUUGCUGCUAUCCAAAAUACAUACAGAAAGCUAAAGCUGUAAUAAUGUCAUUUCAUUCAGUAUUUUGCAAUUCCUUUCUCCUAACAGCACCUUCAUUAACAGCUUUAAUAUUUUUAGUAUCUGGGCACUUUUUCUUAAACUAAAAUGCUUAAUAUAACUACAUCUUCAGAACAUUCCUUGAGUAUGUUGGUCCCCCUCCUUUUCUCCCCACUCCACCUCAGCACCUUUCAACUGUUCCCCAGAGGGUAAGGACAUAAUAUAAAUGACGCUGUCUGUAGUGCCCUGGAGAAAAGUGCCUUUUGAUUUUUGAUAAGUCCAAGGAGCAUGCUUUUGUCAGAACACAUUUCUCUUGAAAAUAACAGUAGUUUAUUGGGGAAUGAAUGUAUCUUCUCUAUGCAGGCUGCACAAUGACUGUAGCGACCACAAGUAAAACAAAGUCCGAGCUGAGCCGUCUGUGUGCUUAUUGGAACUAUCCAGAAGCCACACGUUGUCUCGUUGACCAGCUGUGAAAAUUUGUGGGUCACAACAGUUUCAGCACAAGUUCUUUUGUUAAACUACUCCUCUGUUAGCCUAUGCUCACUAACUUCUGAGAGAUUUAUAGAAUUAAAUACCUGGCUGCUUAGUCUGACUGUUGCUUCAGAGACCUAGAUGUCUUCACAUGCAGGUUGCGGAUAUUAACUUUUGAUAGCAUUCUUUUUUUCUUUUUGAAGGACUACUUCAGUUAUUCCUAAAGAUGUGUUGUCCUUUCCGUUAAGGAAACGGAAAGUAUUUUGUUCUUAAUUACUGUUAGUCCUGAACUAUUUCCUAAACCAGGCAAUGUGCUAACAGGAGUGGGCACGUCGCUUCUGAAAUCGUACAUUGUUCAUUGUGUGUAAUCAGUAGUAGUAACUGCAGAGGAUUAUACAAGAAUAUAUCCUUGAGAUAAAAUUAUCAUCUGUGUGGUAGAACUAUAUUAUCUAUCUUACUAUCUUGUGCUUUUAUCUAAGGCUGAAAUACUAAAGACUGAGCAGGAACUCACCAAGCUUGUUGGUGAACAGCUUAAAGAAGACACAACAAACAUAAAUAACAGGCCUUUCAGCUUAUUCCUCUGUGCCAAAGGAAAAUUGGAACAUUAACAAGCUGAUUGUAUCAGACACUUGCACAUGGGUUUUAGAGUAUAUAUGAUACAAUGCAUUGUAGCAGUUCCCUGAAAUUGUCUGAACUUGGCCCUCUAACAUUAUAAUUAAAGGGAAAGUUUUCUGUUUUUUUUUUUUUUUUUUUUUUUUUAAUAUAACGACUGUGGUGCACUUUAAAAAAAUAAAGGCAUUAAAAUAAAACCACACUUCAGUAUUGACACUUUCAUGCCCAUCUUGAUUACCUAGACUGGAAUUUUUCAGAUAGAAGUGGGAGAACAGUUGUUAAGACCUUGCUACUUUAGCAGUAGGGAAGGAUGGCGAAUAAGAAUAUUUUUUUUUCUUUGUAUUAGUCUGCUUGGAAUUUCUCAAGUGCAGGCCACCUAGCUCCUUUUCUGUUUGAAAAAAAUAUAUUUAUUUCUACAGUACUGUUGCGAUUGUUCUGUUCAAAGAGGAGUUUGUUUGGGUUGGUUCUGGGGUUGUGGCUUUUUUUUCAGGGCAGUUAGUUGUGGUACAUUCUCUCUCUCGGUAGUUAGAAUCUAGGGAUUGUUUCACAUGCCUCUUGUAGUAAAUUAAACUACGUGCUCAAACUGGCAACACAAUGCACAGUAGAAAAACAAGAUUUUAAUCUUAAUUUUGGGCUGCAUUUAUCCUGUGGGCAAGCAUGCACCUAUCAUCUGUGCUACAGCAGCCUUGCAGAAUACUAUUUAUCAAGACUUGCAAAAAUUUUGGCCCCAUCACUGGGCCCAAGAGCUAGAUGAUCCCUUGGCCUCACUUUUCCUCCUCCUAAGAGGAGGGGAGAGUUUGCAUGGAAGUGUUAUUUCUAGUCUCAGGCCCUGGAAAGGCCCUACUGCCUGGGGUAGGUUUUGCCAUUCUCCAGUGACUGUAAAUCUUGAGCACCACCAGAUGGUUAAAACUGAAUUAGCAUCCCUGAUGUGUGGAAAUCAUCACACUGAUUUGACUUUUCAGUAGUUUAACUUAGUACUAUAGCAACACAGGCUGAUGCAGUGGUUCUGUAGGUAAGAAAGACCUGGCAUUAAUUAAACAGACUUCACAGUAGUAGCUGAAACCCCAGUUCUCAAACUGUUAUAGUCAGUUCUACUAGAGGACGUAAACUUUUUAAAGUCUAAUUUAUCUGGAUUAAAUAGAAGUAUACUAGUUGUUCUUCCACAUGAAACAGCUGUUGUUAACUGUUAUUUGGAUACAUUCCUUUAAAUAUAAACUUUAUAAACUUUAUUAUUCCCCUUUAAGCUGUUGUCUCAUUUGCUAGUAUAGAUAAAUCUAUGCAUUUUAACUUCCAAGGAUUGAGUUUAAUGUUAUUUGGAAGCAGUUUAUAACAAACAGAGGUGUUACUGUUACAAAACAGCAAAUUUUGAAUUACAGGCAACCACAAAAUUUUCUAUUUAGCUGUCAAACCAUAGCGCUGCAGUAUGGUGUAGAUAUUAAAUGCAUAAGCCCAGAGAAGAGAGGCAGAAUUAAACAUCCUACAUUUGAUUCACAAAUUCCCAUUCUCUUCCCUAAAAGGGUUAAAGGAAGAGUGGAAAAAGACAAAGAUAAUGCAUACCUGUGCUUUGUUUCUGUUGUUUUCUCUGCAGUACGAUGCAAGCUGAGCCAUUCCCAAAAAUGAAAGCAGUGCUAACUUAAAUGCAGAAAGAUGUAGUUUAAGGCAACAAGAUUUGAUACAGAUGAAUUUAACAGCUAAGAGCUAAAUCUCCUAGUAGGCAUCAGCUGCCCCUUACGUUUUAGAGCAAGGAGAAGGUAGGCAAUAAAUACCUCACAGAAUGCAGGCCUUUUAGUCACAAAACUAUAGACUCUUUGCAAAGACAACCUUGAAAGUGGCUAUAUGCAAUAGUGUCAUUGACUCCUUGCACAGGCACACUUCUGCAACAAGAGGUGAAGAACAGGUCUAUGGCACAACUGUGAGACUGCUAGAAAGCUUCACGCCCCUCCUGCUUACACUGUAAUGUCUUCCAAACACAGCAGUGCCCAACUUCGCUGGCACUUGCAAACGCAGCAGAUGAGCAUCUCUGCCACUUUUGACACUGAUAACAGCUGUUGCUUUUCCUCAUAUCAAAGCACAUUAAUUGCAGGAUCCAGUCAACUUUUGAUGGUUUUUAGUAUAUCUAACCUCUUCUCCAAGUAAUAUAUAGCUUGACACUUUGAUACAACAACAACUGAUUGCCUAGUAAGCAGGUGCUUACUAGGGAGGCUUAUUUGGGGAGAGGGGCUAAGGCAUUUAUAACCAAGAUUACUGGUCAUCAGAUGUUAGUGAGCUGAUAUAUGGACCUGGGUAAAUGUAAUCAUAGGACACAAGGACUUACUAACAAGGAAAGUGCGUUGAUGCUGGAUUGAAUGGCUAGCAAAUGUAAAUGUCAGAUCCAAUUUUACUCUGUACUUAAGGUAACUGUUUCACUAAGCUAACAGUAACUUGUAUGCCAGCUGUAAAGGGCUUGCAUAGUCCAGAGGUUAAAUUUGUAAACUGCUGCAUAAACUGUUACUAUGUGGAAAAAUGUGUUUUAAUACCAGUACACUAUCUAUCUAUCUUCAUUCUUUUGCAAGCUGCAUGUUUAUUGCCAUGUAAACUCUGCUUUCUACAAUUUACAUUUUAUUGUAAUUUGUGAAUAUCUUCCUCUCUGUUACCCAGCUGAUCCGGGAUGUCCUGCAAGCUGAUCCUUGCAUUUGUCUACUACAUAAUCCACAAAAACAAAACAAAAUUAUGUAUAUACA